UCUGCACCAUGCAAACUCAGUCAUGGAUCAUAACGGUCGUAAUUUGCAUGACUUUGAUGCAGAAAUGCAAAGCAAUGGGAUUAUCUUCCAAAGAAGACUACAAAAUAGUGAGCUUGCCAGGGCAACCACGAGUAAGUUUCCAACAGUAUGCAGGAUACAUUACAAUUGAUGAAAACCAACAGAGGGCUCUUUUCUUUUACUUUGUUGAAGCAGAAGCUGACCCUGCUUCAAAGCCUCUCGUUCUCUGGUUAAAUGGAGGACCUGGUUGUUCUUCUGUAGGGGCAGGAGCUUUCUCCGAGCAUGGCCCCUUCAGGCCAAGUGGUGGAGACAAUUUGGUCGUAAAUGAAUAUAGUUGGAACAAAGAAGCAAACAUGCUAUAUUUGGAAGCACCAGCAGGAGUUGGUUUCUCUUAUUCUGGCAACACUUCUUUUUAUCACUCUGUGAAUGACACUAUCACAGCACAAGACAACUUGGUAUUCCUGCAACAGUGGUUUGCCAAAUUCCCCGAGUACAUGAACAGAGAUUUCUAUAUCACUGGAGAAAGCUAUGCAGGUCAUUAUGUCCCACAACUUGCAAAUCUCAUUGUUCAGUCAGGAUUAAAAUUCAACCUGAAGGGCAUUGCUAUAGGAAACCCUCUCUUGGAGUUCAACACAGACUUUAACUCACAGGGUGAUUACUACUGGUCUCAUGGCUUGAUAUCAGAUGCUACUUACCAACUUGUCACUUCAGUUUGCAACACUUCGCAGCUGAUGAGAGACUACAUAAGAGGCUCUCUUUCGUCUACUUGUCAAGCUGUAGAUGAUCAACUUUCAAUAGAAAUUCCUGCAGCAAUUGAUGGAUACGAUGUCACUUCUGAUGUCUGUGCAUCAAAUUUGCAAGCAGUAUCCAAAUCACGCAGUCAUCCUUUGAUAUCAAAGUUUCAGCUUUCACCAUUUGGUCAAAAACUCCAAGCAAGUUCUAACCAACCUGAAGCUUCAGAGGAAAUAGAUCUUUGCCUAGAAGAAAAGACUUCUGAAUAUUUGAACCUGAAAGAAGUGCAAGAUGCUCUUCAUGCCAAGCUCGUAGGAAUUUCCAAUUGGACUAUCUGCAGCAGAGUAUUGAGCUAUGACUAUGGAAACCUAGAGAUACCUACAAUAGAUGUUGUAGGCUCAUUGGUCAGUUCCGGCAUCCAGGUUCUAGUAUACAGUGGAGAUCAAGAUUCAGUCAUUCCAUUUAUUGGGUCAAGAACUUUGGUAAAUGGUUUGGCAAAGAAGCUGAAAUUGAACUCAACAACUUACAGAGGUUGGCUUGAAGAUAAUAAGCAGGUUGGUGGAUGGAGACAAGUUUAUGGAGACGUCUUAACAUAUGCAACUAUUAGAGGAGGCUCUCACUUGGCACCUUGGUCAUCCCCCAGGAGAUCGCUAGCUUUAUUUAAGGCAUUCCUUGCUAGGAAUUUCACUAACCGAUUAAUAUGACUAGUUUCAAGAAAUGUACUGUGUCGUCCAUAGUUCCUAGUGAUGCCCUUUUCUUUACUUCCUUUUGGAAUUAAUCCUAAUGCAAUUCAUAGACCAUUGGAUCUCUGUCAUAGCUAUGGUAAUUAUUACCCACACUAAGCAUUAGUGUACCAUAAUAAAUAUGA
Molecule: messenger RNA, 1618 nt
Organism: Ricinus communis (castor bean)
Lineage: Eukaryota; Viridiplantae; Streptophyta; Magnoliopsida; Malpighiales; Euphorbiaceae
Product: serine carboxypeptidase-like 45
Exons: 10
Coding region: 9-1454 (481 amino acids)
Biological process (GO): proteolysis
Cellular component (GO): vacuole
Molecular function (GO): serine-type carboxypeptidase activity
Source: RefSeq, a predicted model, not a curated record